Rhododendron vialii is the source of this 3144-nucleotide messenger RNA. RefSeq lists its product as uncharacterized. The record is from RefSeq and is a predicted model, not a curated record. NCBI's taxonomy places the organism in Eukaryota, Viridiplantae, Streptophyta, Magnoliopsida, Ericales, Ericaceae. The coding region runs from base 1 to 3144 and encodes 1047 amino acids. The transcript has 6 exons.
AUGGAUUUGAAAUUGGACUAUUUUCCUGAUUUACAGAGAGGAAAAGAAGCUCUGGUUGAAAUAGACAUAAAACUAACUGAGGUGGGGAAAUGGAACAAGUAUUUGAUUGGGCAUUUCCUUGAUGGUCAAAUGCCUUACCCCCUUUUGGUCUCCACUGCUCGGAACCAGUUGAAAGAUCUCUUUGUGGCUAUCAAGCCUAAUGUAGCUGGGUUCUUCUUGUUUGAAUUCAGAGAUGAACAAGCUAAAAUGCAAGUGCUAGAAGGAGGACCGUAUUUCUUCUCCCAAAAGUAUCUUGUCCUUAAGGACUGGCAUAGGAUGAUGAAGCCUGCUCAGGAUCAACCCUCCAAAAUACCAGCUUGGGUUAAGUUGCACGAUCUUCCUUUUGAGCUUUGGAAUCAAGAGUGCCUGAGUCGGGUAGCAAGUACAAUUGGGAAGCCACUUCAUGUUGAUCAAGCCACAACCAAGACUGCUAAGCAGGCUGGCCUUCUCCAUACUAAAUCCACCAAGGCUAGAAUUUGUAUUGAGGUGAGUGCUGAGCAAGCUCUCCCGGAUGAGGUCACAGUCAUUGUUGCUGGAGAAUCUGUAGUUGUUUCAGUAGAAUACCAAGUACUGCCUCCCAAGUGUGACAUUUAUCAUGUUUUUGGCCAUCACACAAUCAAAUGUGCUAGCAAACCAUCCACAUCUCCAAUUCCUCCACAACCUUCAGUUCAAGCACUGACUGUGACUCCUGUUGGGAAAGAAAAUCAUAGAGUUGACUGUGAUCACCCCAAAGAAUCCAGUAGUUCACCUCCGGACACUCGCUCCAUUAGGGAAGAGCUUAGUGAUUCCGAAGAUGAACUUCUAGAAGUCUUAGAAGGGGUAGUGAGUAGCAAUCAAGAGGAAGGGGUAUUGAAUCAAAGUAUCAAGACAGCAACCUCUCUGGCUAAAGUUCAAUCCGAGCUCAAGCCCUCACUAGCCACUGAGCCACCUGAUCGGUUAGAUCCUGGAGUCAGCAAGGUAGCUGCUGAUCUGGUUUCUAAGGGAAGUGCUAGCUUCAACAAGCUCCUCUCCAAGUCUGCUAAGAAGCAUUUGAAGAAGCAAGCUAAGGAGGAGUCAAUCGUCUCUGCAUCUAAAGAAGUUAAAUCCUUUGUGAGCUCUAAUAAACUUAAUCUAGUUGGCUUUAUUGAGCAUAAAAUUAGGGCAAUUUGGGCAGAUAGAAUCACUCAAUACAUUUGUCCUGAUUGGAGUUUUGUGAAUAAUUACUCCCAAUCGGCUUUAGGGAGGAUUUUUGUGGGUUGGGACCCUAGUGUAUUCUCUCUUACCGUGUUAGGUCAGUUUGACCAAUGCAUUCACUGUGAGGUUCAACCCAAAUAUGGGAGUGCUCUCUUUUUGGUCACUAUGGUCUAUGGGGCAAAUUCUAAUUUGGAUCGUAGGUCUCUAUGGCAUUGUCUAACUCAAUUCAGGACCUCUUCACCUUGGGUGGUCCUGGGUGACUUUAAUGCUAUUAGACAUCCUAGGGAAAAAGUUGGGGUUAUUCCUCAGUGGUCACCACACAUGGAUGACAUCAAUCACUGUUUGUUUGCCUUUGAACUUGAUGAUCUUAGGUUCACCGGGUGCUUAUUCACUUGGUCAAAUAAACAGGUCCCUCCUCAAUUUGUGGCCUCUAAACUUGAUAGAGUGUUAGUGAAUGAGCCAUGGAUGAAAACAUUUACUCAAUCAUCCACUCAUUUUUUGGUUCCUGGUAUCUCAGACCAUUCUCUUGUUGUGAGGGUUUGGAGGUCAAUUGUUAUUGGUAAUCCCAUGUUCUGUGUGUGUGAGAAACUCAAACAUCUUCAACAUGAGCUGAAGCAGCUUAAUAAAGCUGAAUUCAGUGGCAUCUCUGAGAGGGUGUGUGCCAUUAGGCAGGACUUAGAAAACAUUCAAGCUAUUAUAGGAUCUCAUCCUAAUAAUAGUUCUGCCCUAGCACAGGAGAGGGUUAUCAAGGCAGAGUUUGUUAACUUUUACACGACUUUAUUUGAUUUGGAGAUCAAAGAGACCUUCUGGUCCCUUAAUCCCGCUAAGGCCCCGGGCCCUGAUGGGUACAAUGCAGGGUUUUUUAGGAAAGCUUGGUCUGUCAUUGGUAAUGAGAUCACUUCAGCUGUCCAGAAUUUCUUCAGGUCUAGACAAUUGCUCACCAAAGCUAACUUCACCAUUGUAGCACUUGUCCCUAAGGUUCAAAACCCUUCCAAGGUGGGGGACUUUAGGCCCAUAUCAUGCUGCAAUACCAUUUACAAAUGCAUCUCUAGGAUUUUAGCCAAGAGAUUGCAAUCUGUUCUUUCUUUACUCAUAGAUCUUGUCCAAUCAGGCUUUGUGAAAGGUAGGAGAAUAGCAGAUAACAUAUUCCUCACUCAAGAACUCAUGAGAGGUUACCACAAGUCAUCUCCUUCUCCUAGGUGUGCCAUGAAAGUUGACAUAAUGAAAGCUUAUGAUCAUGUUAGGUGGGAGUUUCUAUGGGAUGUUCUUUUUGCAAUGAACUUUCAUCCUACCAUGAUCAAGUGGCUUCAAGCAUGUGUAACCACUACAAAUUACUCACUUUGUAUCAAUGGAGAAGUGACUGGUAACAUUAAAGGUAGGAAGGGUCUGAGGCAGGGGGAUCCUCUGUCCUCAUAUCUCUUUGUUAUUGUGAUGGAAGUUUUAACAACCUUGCUUAAGAAGAAAUCUCAUCUCCCUGAUUUUCACUUCCAUUGGAGAUGUAAAGAUAAUCAGUUGAUUAAUCUUUGCUUUGCUGAUGAUCUAAUGAUAUUUUGCAAAGGGGAGCUUCCAUCUAUCAAAUACAUCCGGAAUGCAUUAGCUGAGUUUGAGGAUCUUUCUGGUCUCUCCCCUAGCCCAGGGAAGAGUAGCGUAUUCUUUUCUGGUGUUAGUGUGAGGGUUAAGGAAACUAUCUUGCAAGAACUUGGAUUCCAAGAAGGUUCCCUCCCUGUGAGAUAUCUGGGGGUCCCAUUACUAUCUACUAAACUCAAGGCUAUUGAUUGUCAGAGAUUGGUAGAUAGUAUCACUACCAAAACUAAAUGUUGGACUAAUAGGGACCUUACUUAUGCUGGGAGAGUGCAGCUUAUAAAAAAACAUUUUGUUCUCAAUGCAAACAUUUUGGUCUUCCCUGUUCAUAUUACCAAAAAAGGUCAUUAA